ACAAUUAUUACGUGAUCGAUCGUGGAUCGCGGCGGACGCGAUAAAAUGCAUCGAUUGUUGUGAAUAAUCGGAUAUGUACCGAUACGUGGCUGUGGCGGUGUUGGUGGUGAUGGACCUAAAUGCUGUAACGGCGCCACCACCACCACCAGUUCGUUUAACUAUUGAUUGUGGCUCCAAAGAAAAGGGAUCACUGCUUGGUUUGAAUUUAAAAUCUAAAUCUUACACCAAAGGCUACUUAGACAGUAGGCGAGACAGUUUAGAUGUGGACUCAUUUUGUGACUUAAUACACGGAGCCAUUCCUGAUGCAAUCCGGGAUGGGAAAAUCGUAUUAGAAGAUUCAGAGUCAGACCAGGACAGCUUUGAAAAUACCCAUGUACCUAUAUCUCUUCCUCCGCCCAAAGGUUUUAUUCCAGAUAUUCCAUUACCAAAAUUCAAAGUUCCAAAACUGGGAAUUCCAAAAUUCAAAGUGCCAAAUUUGAGAACAACUCUCGACGGUCCAUUGUCGCCACCCAAAGUGGGGUCAGCUAUGUUGUUUACUAGACCAAAAGAUUACGAAGAAGAAUCAAGUGCGGAGAGAUUGGAGAAAUUCAGGAAGGGAGUGCAAAAGAUGUUACACGUAGUUAAAGUACUCGGAGAGAUCGACCAAUAUAUUUCAGAAAGAACUAGAAUAGUCGUGGAUAAAUUGUCUAAGACGUUUGCUGAAUAAUUUUUAUAUUUUGUGAUAUUAGUACCUCU
Molecule: messenger RNA, 735 nt
Organism: Galleria mellonella (greater wax moth)
Lineage: Eukaryota; Metazoa; Arthropoda; Insecta; Lepidoptera; Pyralidae
Exons: 3
Coding region: 74-706 (210 amino acids)
Source: RefSeq, a predicted model, not a curated record